UUUCCUAUAUAAACAUUAAUCAUACGACUACAACCAGAGGAAUUAAUCGUUCAAAUAUAACUAACUACUCCUCUAAACAUGGAGAUAAGUCGCAGCAAUGUUAGUGGUGGUGGCGGCAGCGGCGGCGCUCUGGACGACAGUUUUAGCAGUUUUAGGACGGAACUGCUGUCUCCGGCUGCUCAGGCGGUGGUGGAUCAGUCGUCUUCGUCGGCGUCAUGGAGACUUAACAUUAGCGAAUUCCGUCUUCCCGAACGAAGCCGCUCCUCCUCCGAUCAUCACUCCUUUAGUGUCCGUCGUCUACUUCCCACUCCCAGGAAACAAGGUAAAAUUGCUGAAUACUACAAAAAACAAGAAAGGCUGCUUGAAGGGUUCAAUGAGAUGGACACCAUUAAUGAAUCUGGUUGUUUACCUGGAAGUCUAACUGAGGAUGAAAUGAAGCAGCUUGCAAGAAGUGAAAGGAUGGCUAUUCAUUUAUCAAACAUGGCUAAUGUGGUUCUUUUCAUUGCAAAAAUCUACGCUUCUAUUGAGAGCAGAUCUUUGGCUGUAAUCGCGUCAACGUUGGACUCCCUCUUAGACCUCUUAUCAGGGUUUAUACUGUGGUUCACUUCUCAUGCCAUGAAAAAUCCAAACCAGUAUCACUAUCCUAUUGGAAAAAAGAGGAUGCAGCCAUUGGGUAUUAUUGUUUUUGCAUCUGUAAUGGCGACACUAGGAUUACAAAUAUUGUUCGAGUCAGCUAAAGAACUCAUAACUAAGUCUCGCCCUGAGAUGGACCAUGAGAAGGAAAAAUGGACGAUUGGUAUUAUGGUCUCUGUCACUAUGGUCAAGUUUCUGCUUAUGGUCUACUGUCGAAGGUUCAAAAACGAAAUCGUAAGAGCCUAUGCUCAAGAUCAUUUCUUUGAUGUCAUCACCAACUCAGUUGGAUUAGUGACUGCUGUCUUAGCAGUCCGAUUCUACUGGUGGAUUGAUCCUACGGGAGCUAUAAUUAUAGCUAUGUACACAAUUAGCACGUGGGCGAAGACAGUGGCAGAAAAUGUCUGGUCACUCAUUGGAAGAACAGCUCCACCAGAUUUUCUUACGAAAUUAACCUAUCUUAUAUGGAAUCAUCACGAAGAGAUCAAGCACAUUGAUACUGUUCGAGCAUAUACUUUUGGUGCUCAUUAUUUUGUAGAGGUUGAUAUAGUGUUGCCAGAGGACAUGCUGUUGAACAAGGCACAUAAUAUUGGUGAGACACUGCAAGAAAAAUUGGAGCAACUCCCUGAAGUUGAGCGAGCUUUUGUUCAUAUAGACUUCGAGUUCACUCACAGGCCAGAACACAAAACUAUGGUAUAAUGACACCAGAAUUUAAACUCUAUGUGUUCAACCUUAAAGAUUUUUAGCGUUGAAUCAAUCAUAUUUUUAAAGUUAUGGGUUCAUUUCUACUAUUUGUUGCAAUUUUAAUAAUUUUUACGCAUAAAUUUGUAUUUCGCGUCGAAAGUACUAGGUUCACAUGAAUCCGGUAUCAAAGGGCUAGAUCCGCCCCCUGACUACACAUCAUUUACGGUGUUUCUUUUUGUAACUCAAAAUAAUUUUAAUGGUGCUUCUUAGAGUUGAA
Nicotiana tabacum (common tobacco) is the source of this 1591-nucleotide messenger RNA. Its product is annotated as metal tolerance protein 9. Gene Ontology annotation, biological process: monoatomic cation transport; transmembrane transport. Gene Ontology annotation, molecular function: monoatomic cation transmembrane transporter activity. Gene Ontology annotation, cellular component: membrane. The record is from RefSeq and is a predicted model, not a curated record. Lineage: Eukaryota; Viridiplantae; Streptophyta; Magnoliopsida; Solanales; Solanaceae.